Ziziphus jujuba (common jujube) is the source of this 2889-nucleotide messenger RNA. RefSeq names its product inactive protein kinase SELMODRAFT_444075. The record is from RefSeq and is a predicted model, not a curated record. Gene Ontology annotation, biological process: protein phosphorylation. NCBI's taxonomy places the organism in Eukaryota, Viridiplantae, Streptophyta, Magnoliopsida, Rosales, Rhamnaceae. Bases 579 to 2624 code for a protein of 681 amino acids. The transcript has 9 exons. Gene Ontology annotation, molecular function: protein kinase activity; ATP binding.
UUUGAAGUGUGGCGGGUGUGUGUAGCAUGCUGUGAGACAAGGUGGGGAAUAUGCCAAAGAAGUAAGUCCAAUUUAGGCCACCUGCUUUUGUUCUCAUGAAUCAAUCAAAUUCCCAUGAAAACAAGAGUAGGUUAGGUUCCGUUUCUCAGUUUCCAUGGAACAACCGAAAACUUGUUGGUGUUUGAAAAAAUUGCUCUAUUUUUUUUCUCUAAUCCCAAGGCCCUAUUGAGAGAGAGAGAGAGAGAGAGAGAGAGUUUUUGGACUUUCACAUGUUCCUUAAUGGCAAAUAGCUAAUCAGCUGCUCAGAGGCUAAAGGUACCUUGAAGACAGUGCGUGUCUUCUUCUAGGCUUCUGCUUCUUCCUCAUGUCAUACCGGGUAAAGACUGCGGAGAAAAAGCAAGUUGGUGCCCGUGAAUGUGGUUUGCUGGUAUUUCUGGUCGUUAAUAAUGAUGCAUUGGCUUGUUUUGAUGUGGGUUUUUGAUUGUGGGGUGUGUUGAAGUUGCAGGCAGCCUGCAGGAGGAGGAAAAAAGGGUGUGUUGAAAGUUGUGUUUAGAUUUGUUUGUGGGAGUGGGUCGGGUAUGAAACACAAGGGAGGCUCAGAUCAUGUGGUUGGAGCAGGGAAAGUGGUGGUGGUUGCCGUUAAAGCUUCCAAGGAAAUCUCAAAGGCAGCUCUGGUUUGGGCUCUGACUCAUGUCGUUCAACCUGGGGAUUGCAUUAAGCUUCUGGUCGUCAUUCCUUCUCAGACCUCAAGUAAAAGGAUGUGGGAUUUCUCCAGAUUUACCAGUGAUUGCGCUUUUGGUCAUCAUAAAUCUUUCUCGGGAGGAGCCAAUUCAUUUGAGACGGAUGAUAUUGUAAAUUCAUGUUCUCAGAUGGUGCUUCAACUGCACAAUGUUUAUGAUCCAGAGAAGGUAAAGGUCAGGAUAAAAAUUGUCUCUGGCUCGCCAUGUGGUGGUGUAGUGGCUGCUGAAGCCAAGAGAAUUCAAUCAAACUGGGUUAUAUUGGAUAAACUAUUAAAAUAUGAAAAGAAAUACUGCAUGGAAGAGCUGCAAUGCAACAUUGUUGUUAUGAGACGAUCUGAGCCUAAGGUUCUUCGUUUGAAUUUCAUCAAUUCUCCCAAGAUGGAACCUGAAAUGAUUUGCCCUUUAUUGUCUGAAUCAGAAGCCUGUUCAGAUCAUUUCAUCAGCAAGUUUGAAGGGUCUAAUAUGAUUAGAGUGCCAGCUGUAACUCCUGCAAGUAGUCCUGAACAUGAGUCACUGCUUACCAGAACUGAUGUUGGAACUUCAUCAAUAUCAAGCUCAUCAGAUCUGGGGACUUCACCUCUUUUGUUAUCUGGAGCCCAUAGGAGCUUAAAGAGAGAGUAUCACAAACAUUUGACUGAAUCUGAUUCUGACACAAACAGCGAAAAGCUGAGUUCUUCUUUCUCAAGUUCUUUUUUCCAGCCAUGGAUGACCGAUUUUCUCAGUGCUAGUAAUGAAUUAUCAAAACAUAUGGUAGAAGGUUCAGAAAGACCCUAUGAUAAGUGCUUGAUGUCUGCAUAUGGAUCCUUGCUAGAGAAUUUGUCCAAACUAGAUAGAGAACCUGACGUUGGUGUGCUGAAUUAUAGACUUGAUUUGAACUUAAGCAGAAGUGUGAGAGAAGCAAUUUCAUUAUCCACAAAUGUACCUCCUGGUCCUCCUCCACUGUGUUCCAUCUGCCAGCACAAGGCACCUGCAUUUGGGAACCCUCCUAGGUGGUUCAAUUAUGCUGAACUGGAACUCGCCACUGGUGGCUUUUCACAAGUAAAUUUCUUGGCCGAAGGUGGAUUUGGUUCUGUAUACAGAGGUGUCUUGCCAGAUGGCCAGGUAGUUGCAGUCAAGCAGUAUAAAUUGGCUAGCUCUCAAGGUGAUCUAGAAUUCUGCUCAGAAGUCGAGGUGUUAAGCUGUGCACAACAUCGUAAUGUUGUGAUGCUAAUUGGGUUCUGUGUGGAGGAUGGAAGAAGAUUGCUUGUUUAUGAGUAUAUCUGCAAUGGAUCUUUGGAUUCUCAUCUUUAUGGGCAAGAUCAAGAUCUCUUGGAAUGGGCAGCACGACAAAAAAUUGCAGUUGGAGCAGCUCGAGGGUUGAGAUACCUUCAUGAAGAGUGUAGGGUUGGUUGCAUUGUCCAUCGUGAUAUGAGACCUAACAACAUCCUUCUGACCCAUGAUUUUGAACCACUAGUUGGAGAUUUUGGACUGGCAAGGUGGCAACCGGAUGGAGAAAAGGAGGUGGAAACUAGAGUACUUGGAACAUUUGGGUACUUGGCUCCAGAAUAUGCUCAAAGUGGACAAAUCACAGAAAAGGCUGAUGUAUACUCAUUCGGGGUAGUACUGGUGGAGCUUGUAACAGGACGGAAAGCAGUGGACAUAAAUCGCCCCAAGGGCCAGCAGUGCCUUACUGAAUGGGCACGACCCUUGCUAGAAAAGCUUGCAGUUGAAGAAAUGAUAGACCCUCGGUUAAGGAAGUGCUUUUCAAAGCAAGAAGUUGACAAGAUGCUGCAAUGUGCCUCCUUGUGCAUCAGGCGGGAUCCUCUUACAAGGCCUCGCAUGUCUCAGGUGCUACGGAUUUUGGAAGGUGACACUGCCAUGAAUAAUCCAAUCAACUCAUGUUAAUAUUAAUGUAAGAGUAGGCGUAGCAGAGCAGCGGGGAUUGAUUGAUCACAUUCAAUAUUAUAAUUACAAUAUCGAAUGAGGACGGACGACAAUCUGUUAAUAUAACUUCUUUUAUUAUAUACACGGUUGAUGUCAUACUGUCAAUGCCCCACUCGCAUGAUCUUUUUUUUUCUUUUUAAUUAUUACAAUGAAUAUCCAUUGUUCAACCCCACCAUGAUUUUGUUUUCUUUUAUUAUUUAUCAUUACAGUAUUUUUAUUAUUAUUA